This is a messenger RNA of Babesia ovata, 1545 nucleotides long. Its product is annotated as ribosome biogenesis GTP-binding protein. Bases 1 to 1545 code for a protein of 514 amino acids. The transcript is spliced from 8 exons. The record is from RefSeq and is a predicted model, not a curated record. Lineage: Eukaryota; Apicomplexa; Aconoidasida; Piroplasmida; Babesiidae.
AUGUUCUACACAAGUAGACUACUGCGAGCUCUCCAACAUAUCAAACAGCAUGGAGAGCGCUCAGUGCCGCUCUCAGACAGCACUCUUAAGGAGGUCAUUGUCAAAGCCAUCGGCAAACCAACUUCUAGCGAUGAGAUAAAGUACUUCAAGCGGAAUCGCAGAGCAAAGCCCGUUGCGCCCUGUUUCGCAGGUGAAAUCAGACCUAAAAUGAAGCUCGUCGCCGCUGCGAUCGAUCACUCGGAACUGCCUCCGCCGACGUUACCAGAGGUGGGCUCACCGCCAAGUAUCAUACUAGUUGAUAUGCCCGGCUACGGGUAUUCUUCCGCAAAGGAAGAUCUGUCCACGCAGUGGAACGAAUUCGCUCUGUCGUACCUCAAGUACAGGGAAACUUUAAAACUAGUCAUCGUGCUGGUGGACAGCCGCAUAGGAUUGAAACAGUCCGAUCUGGAAGUCAUCAAUUUCUGCAGCAAGUACAAGAUAAAAUGGCACCUCGUGCUCGCAAAGGCCGACACCAUGAAACCGGUGCUCCUGGCGAAAAUGAUGCAAAAGGUAAAGCUGGAAACCUCUACAUACAGGGGUUCGAACGGGAAAAUUAUCGCAGUUGGAGCGACGAAGGACCAAAACCUAGAGGAAAUCAGGGGGAUUGUAGAAUCCUUUAGAGUCGACAAGCACAUAGCUCAUUUCUGGUCUAGAUACAGGGCCAGUAGAACACCCGAUGAAACCAAAAGGAUGAAGUCAGACGAUCCUCCAAAAAGUAUCGCAAUAAAAACGGGCAAUGAUAGCGAUAUGCGCUUAACAAAUGAAUCGCAUUCGCCACUUAAAGCGACUCCAUUGGAAAAAUACGAUUUGUUCAAGUACAUCGGCGAAACGAGUAACCCAUACAGUGUUGACCAGGUGGCACUGCGUUGCCUCGGCGAGGUAUUCUCACGGUUGACGCCCAUACCAGGCUUUGUUGACGAUACGAUGCCAGCUGCAGAAGAUACUACACCGGCGAUCGAAACGGAAAGCGUAAUUGAACGCAGCGUCGCACCCACAUUUGUUGAAAUGGACGGUAAUCUGCUCUACGACCUGCACAUAACUCUGGAGGACACGCUAAAACGCAACGAAGAGACCGAGGCGCCACAGGAAAACCUCAUACAAGAUAAAAUCGUCAGCUAUCAAAGACGCCUGGCCAUGGGCAUCGAACCCGCGCCAAAGGUCGGCAGGCCUAACAUAGGCAGGAGCUACAAGAGGGUUAUGUCCAUCUACAGGAAGGCAUUGGCGCCCACAAAACUCAAGUGGAACUCCGCGAAUCGAGAUAAACUGACCUGGUCGGCAGCCUACCAGAAGUGGGAGAGGUGGAGCAAAAAGCACCCAGAACUCGCCAGGUCCGCGCAACCACCCACAAAACGGCAAGUAGUUAGCGAUGGAAGGUUGGUCGCACCGAACAAUGGCACAGUUAUUUGCAGCAAAACGCGUAUACGGAAGCACCAGUUGCAAGUACACCAAAAACGCAUUAAGACCCGGGAAGAUCCGCCCAAAAUUAACCGAAAGUCCCAUCUAUAG